This is a messenger RNA of Pseudocercospora fijiensis CIRAD86, 1529 nucleotides long. RefSeq lists its product as uncharacterized. Bases 1 to 549 code for a protein of 182 amino acids. The record is from RefSeq and is a predicted model, not a curated record. The transcript has 8 exons. NCBI's taxonomy places the organism in Eukaryota, Fungi, Ascomycota, Dothideomycetes, Mycosphaerellales, Mycosphaerellaceae.
AUGAAGAUGGACCUCAGAUGUUUUGACCGCAAAGGAGGCGGAGUAGACGUAAUAAUAAAAUUUCUCCGUAACCUAGCCAAGGCAUCUCGAAUAAGGAUACAGGCAUCGAGCGAAUGGGCAGAAACUGUCGAGCGCAGCGCCACAAAUCGUCAGUCCUGGCUUGUCAGUCAAGCUUUCUGUCCUGAUCCUUGCGACGGAAUGAUAGGCUAUGUCUUGGCAGUUCACCCUAAGAUCGCUACAUCGGACCAUCGCUGUAUGUUAGUCAAAACAUCGUUCCUCUGGGCCAUUAUCUUGCCCACGAGAAGCCUGCCUGUGUCCUUGUCACUAGAGACCUUCCAACGUGGAUUUCCAAGGCCUGUAGAGCUUAUAUUUAGCAGAACAGUGGGCUACUUGAACAACUUCAAGCCUGAUGAAUGGCUCGGUUCCACAUGUCUCGACAUCCCUCUUCUCAAGUCGCAUUUUUUCGCUGAACGGAUCGCAGACUACCAUCUGGCCUCAUCGAUCGACCGCAUACUCACCCAGCGGUGCAACCGAGCAGGCAGUGGAUGAACAAAAGUUAAUCUUAACGCCUUCGAAUAUCAAGUAAGGCCGAAAGCCGGAAGUGAGAAAUAUAGCAAGAUAAUAUCAUGCCUCCGCUCAUUUAUUGCAAUGCCUGAAGUCCUGUUCCGCCCUGUGCAUUGUACAAACUUGAGAGCGCUUUGCUACGCUACACCAGGUCUGGUAGCUCCUACUUGCUAAUGCUCAACAGAUAAUUAGCACCUUUAAUCGCAAUCCACCUCUCAACCCACUCAUGGACGAAUUUGAGGAAUCUCGACUCCAGUGGUAGAUGAGUGAGCCUCUUGUCGUGGUGCGACCAUUGGAUGGUUUCUAUCUGGAGCACUGCGCCUUGAUUUCGGGGACGGAGCUGAAUGAUUAGGCGACCUUCAAUACCUGGGUUGAAGUUUGGCGGAGGAUUGACGGUGAACUCAACGCGGACUGCCGUUCGGUUCACCACUUGAUAGAGUCCGUUGACCAGAUCCCCUUCCACGAAGUCGAGGCUUUCAAUAUGCUCUUUUGUGAAGGUGUGCCGGAGGUCCUUCAGGGCAAACCACCCAAUCCAGCCUUGUGGCGUUCUGGUGAAGAGCUCCAUGUUGUAGCGUAUCAUUUUGGUGAAGUCUGCCCUGGAGUCCUCACUGAGCCCGAGUGUGAGCUCUGGGAGCGGCUUCGUCACCUUAUCGUGCACAAUACGAUAAUGCUUUGGGGUUUCCACAAGGUCUUUUGGCAGCGAGGAGAGCUCACUGCACUCCAACGAUGCAUAUCGUGAAGAGGCAUUGGGGUAUGUGUGAGUGACCUGUCGACCAAGGACAGCAUAAUGCACCAGUGGGUAGAGAACGACGCCGGCUACUGAAAGCGAGCCGCCAGCCAGGACCAAGCGUGUGUUCCGGUCUUCAGGGAGGUGAGCUAAGAUAAAUCGCCGAGCUGUGUCGACAUAGCGCUGAGCGUCGUUGCUCAGCUUCUCCAGCGACAUGAUUGCUGGUCUAACUUGAGGA